Messenger RNA from Nymphaea colorata (pocket water lily), 1065 nucleotides. Its product is annotated as probable long-chain-alcohol O-fatty-acyltransferase 1. The transcript has a single exon. NCBI's taxonomy places the organism in Eukaryota, Viridiplantae, Streptophyta, Magnoliopsida, Nymphaeales, Nymphaeaceae. Gene Ontology annotation, biological process: lipid metabolic process. The coding region runs from base 1 to 1065 and encodes 354 amino acids. The record is from RefSeq and is a predicted model, not a curated record.
AUGGAGAGCCUGGCGAGAGUGUGGCUCAUCGCCCUCGCUUCCUUGCUCUACGUAUACGCCGUCGUCGCCAGGCUACCAAAGAACGCUUCGCGUCUCAUGGCUGUGCUGCCCAUCGCCUACCUCUUCCUGAAGAUCCCCUGGCUGCUUUCCUCCCUCUUUUUCCGCACCGUCAGCGCCUUCUGCCUCGUCUGGCUCUGCAACUUCCGCCUUGUCCUUUUCUGCUUCGAUUCGGGACCCCUAGCCGAGAACCGCGACUCGCUCAUCCGCUUCCUCGUGUUCGCGGCCCUCCCCAUCAAGGCGCAGCAGCGCGCUGGCGGAUCCACCAGCAAACUCCAGCAGCCGCCGCACCUUCUCCGCUCAGUGGCGAAUCUCGCGAUGGAGGCAAUCGUCAUGCUUCUGUGUCUGAGAGUAUACGGGCACAAGGAGGCGCUGCCGCACCAGAGCAUCGUCAUCUUAGUCUACGGCCUGAACUUGAUGGUCACAGCUGACGGCCUCUUCGUCGCCGCGGCGGUCCUUGCCCGGCUGUGCCUGCGCGUGGAGCUGCAGCCGCAGUUCAACCGGCCUUUCCUAUCGAGUUCGAUCCGCGACUUCUGGGCGCGCCGAUGGAACCUUGUCGUCAGCAGCACGCUCCGCGAGGCCGUGUACCAGCCGGUUUGGGCGGCGUGCAGGGGAGUAAUCGGCCGGAAGAGGGCAAGGGACGUCGGAGUGAUGGCCGCUUUCCUGGUAUCCGGCCUGAUGCACGAGGUACUGCUGUACUACAUGACGUGUCAAGCGCCGAGCUGGGAGUGGGCAGCCUUUUUUACUCUGCACGGCCUCCUAGCGGCGGCUGAAGAGUGGUUGGAAGGGCUGCUGGGGCCUGGGCUAGUGGGUGGCCUGCCGCGAGCCGUAAAAAUCGGUAUGACUUUGACGGCGUUGUUUUCAACGGGCACGUGGCUCUUCUUCCCUCCCGUGAUCAGACACAAUCUCGAUCUCAAGGUGGCGUCUGAAGUACAAGAUGGUGUCCGAUUUCUGGCCCAUCGCUUAACGGCUGCUGCUGGCCAUGCAACGGCUGCCUUUCAUCUCUGA